UGUGUACAAACAUGGUGUUGGAGUCAUUCUCAUCCUUAUUUAUUCAUGUAUUGUGGUGUGGUCUCCCAACCCCCCCUUCACUUGCACUCCUUGCAUUGGGCUUGCUCUCCACACACACACACACUCUCUCUCUCUCUCUCUUUCUUACCACAGCAAGCCUUAGCCAUGGAUAUCGAGCAGACUCAGGAUGGGAAGAGCAGCCUAAACAGCGGCUCCAACCCCGACCAUGCGGUCGUGGAGCCCGUACGCUCGCGAUGGACCCCAAAGCCGGAGCAGGUACUCAUACUCGAGUCCAUCUUCAACAGCGGCAUGGUCAAUCCGCCCAAGGAGGAGACGGUCAGGAUCCGAAAGCUGUUGGAGAAAUUUGGCGCGGUUGCCGAUGCCAACGUCUUCUACUGGUUCCAGAACCGGCGGUCGAGGUCUCGUCGUCGCCAGCGCCAGCUGCAGGCUGGCCUUGCGGCCGAUCCGGGUGCUGCGGCGGCGGCCUCAUGCCAUUUCGGUACCGCUGUGUUGCAGGAACCAGCUUCAUCGUGCUCCUUUGUCACUUCGCCCAGUAGUUCUACCGGAGGCUUCUUUCCUAGCUCUUCUUAUGCUUCUUCUUGUUCUUCGUCCUCCUACGCUAGCUUUGUGGGUGGCGACAGUGUCGAUGAUCUCUUCUCGAUCUCUCGCCACAUGGGCAUCGCAAAGAGCACUCAGAAUCCUUUCGAGUGCUGCUCUUCGGAUGCCCCGCAGUUACAAUAUCAACCAGGAGAUUGCUUCUCAAGUAGUAAGCGUGGUGUUUGCUUGAUCAAAUCCACUAGAUUCAUGGAUGCAGGGACGAUCAUGGUGUUCAUCAAUGGGGUCCUCUCCGAGGUGCCGAGGGGUGCAUUUGACUUGAGAGCAAUGUUUGGUCACAAUGUGAUGCUUGUGCACUCUUCCGGAGAGCUUCUUCCUGUCAAUGAGUAUGGAUUCCUAAUGCAGAGCUUGCAAAUGGGUGAAAGUUACUUCUUGGUUUCUUCACCUACUUAGCCCGACUCCCAUUACAUCUGCCCUGGCCAAGAGGUGGUAGUUCAUAUCACUAGCCACUCGAAAGCAUGAAUACGGACGAAGCUGUUGUACAAUUGCACUGGUAGCAAUCGAAGUACUGAGGACUUGAUGAUCACUGAAUUGAGGACAUCAUUUGAUGUCCAAAUUAGUAGUUACCAUAUGGACAGAGAUAUGUUGUAAUCCUGCACUGGUGUACUCUAGGAGGUUGUGGCUUCAAUGGAAAUUGGAUUGAUAAAAUCAGAAUAAAUUUGUAUUUUGUGAA
Molecule: messenger RNA, 1288 nt
Organism: Musa acuminata AAA Group (dessert banana)
Lineage: Eukaryota; Viridiplantae; Streptophyta; Magnoliopsida; Zingiberales; Musaceae
Product: WUSCHEL-related homeobox 11-like
Exons: 3
Coding region: 46-1008 (320 amino acids)
Biological process (GO): adventitious root development
Molecular function (GO): DNA binding; DNA-binding transcription factor activity
Source: RefSeq, a predicted model, not a curated record